GUCGGGACUGUCGACGAUCUCGAGGACGGUGGAUGAUUUUGCGAACGCGGAAUCGGAGAUCACCAGCGAAUCGGAAGCCAGAAACUGCGCUCACAGAGUCUUCAAGAACGUCGCCAAGCCUGCUGCCAGAUACAUUGAAGAGGAAGAUCUACUAAGAUUCUUAAAGGUAGAAGAAGUGAAUACCAUUUUCCCUCUGUUUGAGGGCGCCAUUGAAACAGGAAAAAUUUCCAAAUCCGCCUUCAGAAACUGGGUGGUCCAUGCCUACAUCGAGCGGAAGGCACUAGCGCACUCUCUGAACGACACCAAGACCGCCGUCCAGCAGCUCCACAAGCUGGCCAGCGCUGUCAUCAUCGUCGUCAUCAUUGUCAUCUCUCUUCUCGUCCUCGGCGUCGCCACCACCAAGGUCAUUGUCGUUGUCACCUCGCAGCUACUCCUUGUUGGAUUCAUGUUCCAAAACACCUGCAAAACGAUCUUCGAGUCGAUCAUUUUCGUCUUCGUUAUGCAUCCCUUCGACGUUGGCGAUCGGUGCGUCAUCGAUGGAGUCCAUAUGUUUGUUGAAGAGAUGAACAUUUUGUCGACGGUGUUCUUGCGAUUCGACAAUGAGAAGAUUUACUAUCCAAACUCUGUUCUGCUGACGAAGCCAAUCAGCAAUUUCAGAAGAAGUCCCGACAUGUCGGAUACGGUGGAUUUCGCCAUUGACGUUUCCACUUCUUUUGACAGCAUCACUGCCCUCAGGAAGGCCAUUCAAAUAUACAUAGAGAGCAAACCAAAGCAUUGGAGCCCAAAGCACUCAUUGGUAGUGAAGGAGAUUGAGAAUGUGGACAGGAUGAAGAUGAGUCUGUGUGUGCAGCACACCAUGAACCAUCAAAACUUCCCGGAAAGAAACAACAGAAGAUCAGACCUCAUUUUCGAGCUCAAAAGGGUUUUCGAGAAUCUCGGCAUCAAAUACCAUCUCCUCCCUCAAGAAGUCGUUGUUACUCACUUCAAUUUCACUAACGGGAGAGUGGCGAUCCCAUCCCCGUGAAAUUACUUUUCGCAGCCUAAGAGAGAGAUUACGAAAUGGGCAUUUCGACAUUCAUGCAUCUGAAAGUUCUCGAUGUGACAAUCACGUCGCGGCAGUCACAUUGAAUAAUGAAGAUAUCUUCGUGUCGUCCACAAAUCAUUGGGUUAGAUUUUACAUGGUAUGUGAAAAGCGGGUAUUUGGAGUGCUAUUAAUAUUGUUGUUAUAAUUAUUAAUUUUUGUUAGCUGUAUCUCCUCGCUCUUUCUUCUAGUUAUUAUUGUUAUUAUUAUGCACACAUUUUAGGAUUUGAUUAAAAAUAGGAAGAAGAAAAAAUGAAAAUAUGUAAAAUUCCACUCCAGAAAGUGGAUUCAAUAUCAAGGAAAUUGCUCCGGAGGUGUUGGGAUUAGAAUGUCUUGCACAUCUCUA
Momordica charantia (bitter melon) is the source of this 1427-nucleotide messenger RNA. Its product is annotated as mechanosensitive ion channel protein 10. Gene Ontology annotation, cellular component: plasma membrane. NCBI's taxonomy places the organism in Eukaryota, Viridiplantae, Streptophyta, Magnoliopsida, Cucurbitales, Cucurbitaceae. Gene Ontology annotation, molecular function: mechanosensitive monoatomic ion channel activity. Gene Ontology annotation, biological process: transmembrane transport; monoatomic anion transport; detection of mechanical stimulus. The record is from RefSeq and is a predicted model, not a curated record.